Hemiscyllium ocellatum (epaulette shark) is the source of this 8687-nucleotide messenger RNA. RefSeq lists its product as uncharacterized. The record is from RefSeq and is a predicted model, not a curated record. The coding region runs from base 1 to 7557 and encodes 2518 amino acids. NCBI's taxonomy places the organism in Eukaryota, Metazoa, Chordata, Chondrichthyes, Orectolobiformes, Hemiscylliidae. Gene Ontology annotation, cellular component: plasma membrane. The transcript has 7 exons. Gene Ontology annotation, biological process: homophilic cell-cell adhesion. Gene Ontology annotation, molecular function: calcium ion binding.
AUGGGGACUGUUCUGAUGAGCCGAGUGUCCAUCAUUUUUUUGCUCUGCAUUUCUGCCCUUGUUUCCGAACAACUUCGCUACUCGAUUCCCGAGGAAAUGGAACGUGGAACAUAUGUUGGCAACGUAGCUGAUGAUCUAGGAUUAAAGGUUUGGGAAUUAUCGAGUCGCAAAUUUCUUCUGAUUUCUGAUUACUCGAAGAAGUACAUGGAGGUAAACGUAGAAAAUGGUUUCCUCUUUGUUAAUGAAGGAAUCGACAGAGAACAGCUUUGCAGCAAAACCGCGGCCUGUUCUCUCUCUUUCCAAAUCACGCUCGAUAAUCCUUUGGAAAUGUAUCCCGUUAAAGUGGAGAUACUAGACGUAAAUGAUAAUUCACCCGUCUUUUCGAGGAAGGAAUUCUAUUUGCAAAUCAAUGAGUUAAUUGCGCCGGGCGCUCGCUUCCCUCUCGAGAGCGCGCGUGAUCUGGACGUGGGUACAAACACAAUCCACACAUACCAGAUCAAUCCGAACGAGCACUUUGAUAUUAAAGUGCAGACAAGAAGAGGAGGCAGUAAACGGGCCGAACUGGUAUUAAAGAGAUCUUUGGACCGUGAACAACAGUCAAUGUUUACUCUGGUAUUGACAGCCAUCGAUGGUGGGAUUCCGCAGAGAUCUGGCACAGCGCGGAUCAUCAUUAAGGUCAUGGACGCAAAUGAUAACGCCCCCGUAUUCGAUCAUGAAACUUACAGGACGUCAACGGUAGAAAACACCGUGAAUGGCUCUUUGGUGCUAAGAGUUCAUGCUACUGAUAUUGAUGAAGGGACAAACGCGGAGGUAACAUAUUCUUUCACCCACGACGUUUCCCAGAAUAUUCGUGAUUUGUUCAAAUUGGAUCCUGUGUCUGGAGAAAUCAGAGUUCGAGGUGUACUAGAUUUUGAAGAAACAAAUGUUUAUGAGUUUGAAGUCCAAGCAAUGAACUCCGCUCCACCUGAAUUGUCAAAUCUUGCAAAUGUUGUCAUCGAUGUUGUUGACACUAACGAUAAUCGUCCUGUUUUGCAAGUUACGAUGGUGUCCGGUGCUGUGCGGGAAGAUGCUUCUUCGGGAAUUUGUAUAGCACUGAUCAGCAUCACGGAUCGUGAUUCUGGCGAAUAUGGGGAAGUUUAUUGUGAGAUCCCAGAGAAUAUUCCCUUCAAGAUUGAAAAAUCUUUGAAGGGCAACUAUAAGUUGAUUACCAAUGGCUUUCUGGAUCAUGAGAUUACCCCACUGUACAACAUCUCCAUUUCAGCCUGGGACGGUGGAUUUCCUCCUCUUUCAGCAAGUAAAUUCAUUGUGGUUUCAGUAAUUGAUGUCAAUGAUAAUUCACCAAGUUUUACGCAGUCGUCAUAUAACGUGUAUCUGAUGGAGAAUAACGCUCCCGGUGCUUCUAUAUUUGCAGUUAGUGCAAAUGAUGCUGAUUUGAAUCAGAAUGCGGAAAUUUCUUAUUCCAUUGUCGAUAAUCGACAGAAAGAAGAAAUACCCUCCUCUGCGUACUUUGCGAUGAACUCCAAAAAUGGGAACAUUUAUGCGUUGCGCUCCUUCGACUACGAGCAACAGAAACAUUUCCAGGUGAAAGUUCAAGCUCAGGAUGCUGGGUCGCCUCCAUUGACCAGCACUACCUUCAUGAACGUUAUUAUUUUGGAUCAAAAUGACAAUGCACCCAUUAUUCUUUCACCUUUAACAUGGAACAGCUCAGCAACAGUGGAGGUAAUGCCCCAUUCAACAUAUCCAGGAUAUCUGGUCACCAAGGUAAUUGCCACGGAUGAAGACUCUGGUCAGAACGCAAGGCUUACCUACGAGUUAUUGGAAACCACUGAUACUAGUCUUUUUACUGUUGGACAUCUCUCCGGAGAAAUUAGAGCAACGCGAGCAUUUAGUGAUCAAGAUAUCAUUGACGUGCGCGUGGUCCUCUGCGUGAAGGACAAUGGACAGCCGAGCCUUUCCAGCAGCGCCACAAUAUCCUUUAUCGUAAUGUCCAAUGUUACUGAGAAAUCAUUUGAACAACGUGAUGAACCCAGACACUCGGAAUAUUUUUCAGGUAUAAAUAGUUAUCUAAUCAUAAUUUUCGGAUCCACUUCCUUUUUGUUUCUCAUAAUAAUAUUAUUUUUGCUCACCCUGAAGUGCAGACAAGAUAGAGAUACUGCUGAAAUUUAUAACUCUGCAGUCUGUUGUUGUAAUGGGAGAAAUUCGACUGAUGGCUUUAAUCGGACACCAACAGGAAGGGAUCCUUUGAAUUAUAGCGGGGCAGUUCAGGCCGGAAGUUAUCAUUACAGUGUGUGCUUGUCACCGGAAUCAUCGAAGAGUGACUUUCUGUUUUUAAAACCUUGUCAUUCUACGUUGCCUUUCAACGAUCGGAGUAUUCAUGAUAGCAACCGACUGUGUUUGGAGACGUAUUUCCAAAUCAGGAAGAUGAGAGCCUUGGAGAAAAACAUGCAGGCCGUGGUGUUCCCAAAUAUCUGCUGUCCUGGCCGAUAUGAUGGAGGUCUAGCUUUAAGAGUAGUUGCAGUUAUUGGGCGAAACUCUUCGUGUCGCUGUCGACCAAUAAGAAUUCGAGACGUUGGAAGAGAUCGACCGCCUCCUCCUUCACAAACAGAACCAUACCGGCAGUCUAGUGUCUGCGUUGCUCGUGUGCGGUCACGGUCAGAAAAGCUCUCCAGUAUGACAAUGGGGACUGUUCUGAUGAGCCGAGUGUCCAUCAUUUUUUUGCUCUGCAUUUCUGCCCUGGUUUCCGAACAACUUCGCUACUCGAUUCCCGAGGAAAUGGAACGUGGAACAUAUGUUGGCAACGUCGCCGAUGAUCUAGGAUUAAAGGUUUGGGAAUUAUCGAGUCGCAAAUUUCUUCUGAUUUCUGAUUACGCGAAGAAAUACAUGGAGGUAAAUGUAGAAAAUGGUUUCUUAUUUGUUUAUGAAAGAAUCGACAGAGAACAGCUUUGUAGCAAAACCGCGGCCUGUUCUCUCUCUUUCCAAAUCACGCUCGAUAAUCCUUUGGAAAUGUAUCCCGUUGAAGUGGAGAUACUAGACGUAAAUGAUAAUUCACCCAUUUUUUCGAGGAAGGAAUUCCAUUUGCAAAUGAAUGAGUUAAAUGCGCCAGGCGCUCGCUUCCCUCUCGAGAGCGCGCAUGAUCUGGACGUGGGUACAAACACAAUCAACACAUACCAGAUCAAUCCGAACGAGCACUUUGAUAUUAAAGUGCAGACAAGAAGAGGAGGCAGUAAACGGGCCGAACUGGUAUUAAAGAGGCCUUUGGACCGUGAACAACAGUCAAUGUUUACUCUGGUAUUGACAGCCAUCGAUGGUGGGAUUCCGCAGAGAUCUGGCACAGCGCGGAUCAUCAUUAAGGUCAUGGACGCAAAUGAUAACGCCCCCGUAUUCGAUCAUGAAACUUACAGGGCGUCAACGGUAGAAAACACUGUGAAUGGCUCUUUGGUGCUAAGAGUUCAUGCUACUGAUAUUGAUGAAGGGACAAACGCGGAGAUAACAUAUUCUUUCACCCAUGACGUUUCCCAGAAUAUUCGCGAUUUGUUCAAAUUGGAUCCAGUAUCUGGAGAAAUCAGAGUUCGAGGUGUACUAGAUUUUGAAGAAACAAAUGUUUAUGAGUUUGAAGUCCAAGCAAUGAACUCCGCUCCAUCUGAAUUGUCAACUCUUGCAAAUGUUGUCAUCGAUGUUGUUGACACUAACGAUAAUCGUCCUGUUUUACAAGUUACGAUGGUGUCCGGUGCUGUGCGGGAAGAUUCUUCUUCGGGAAUUAGUAUAGCACUGAUCAGCGUCACGGAUCGUGAUUCUGGCGAAUAUGGGGAAGUUUAUUGUGAGAUCCCAGAGAAUAUUCCCUUCAGGAUUGAAAAAUAUUUGAAGGGCAACUACAAGUUGAUUACCAAUGGCAUUCUGGAUCAUGAGAUUACCCCACUGUACAACAUCUCCAUUUCAGCCUGGGACGGUGGAUUUCCUCCUCUUUCCGCAAGUAAAUUCAUUGUGGUUUCAGUCAUUGAUGUCAAUGAUAAUGCACCAAGUUUUACACAAUCAUCAUAUAACGUGUAUCUGAUGGAGAAUAACGCAUCCGGUGCAUCUAUAUUUGCAGUUACUGCAAAUGAUGCUGAUUUGAAUCAGAAUGCGGAAAUCUCUUAUUCCAUUGUCGACAAUCGACAGCAAGAAGAAAUACUUUCCUCUGCGUACUUUACGAUGAACUCCAAAAAUGGGAACAUUUACGCUUUGCGCUCCUUCGACUACGAGCAGCAGAAACAUUUCCAGGUGAAAGUUCAAGCUCAGGAUGCUGGGUCGCCUCCAUUGACCAGCACUACCUUCGUGAACGUUAUUAUUUUGGAUCAAAAUGACAAUGCACCCAUUAUUGUUUCACCUCCAACAUGGAACAACUCAGCAACAGUGGAGGUAAUACCCCAUUCAACAUAUCCAGGAUAUCUGGUCACCAAGGUAAUUGCCACGGAUGAAGACUCUGGUCAGAACGCAAGGCUUUCCUACGAGUUAUUCGAAACCACUGAUUCUAGUCUUUUUACUGUUGGACAUCUCUCUGGAGAAAUUAGAGCAACGCGAGCAUUUAGUGAUCAAGAUAUCAUUGACGUGCGCGUGGUCCUCUGCGUGAAGGACAAUGGACAGCCGAGCCUUUCCAGCAGCGCCACAUUAUCCUUUAUCGUAAUGUCCAAUGUUACUGAGAAAUCAUUUGAACAACGUGAUGAACCCAGAUACUCGGAAUAUUUUUCAGGUAUAAAUAGUUAUCUAAUCAUAAUUUUCGGAUCCACUUCCUUUUUGUUUCUCAUAAUAAUAUUAUUUUUGCUCACCCUGAAGUGCAGACAAGAUAGAAAUGCUGCUGAAAUUUAUAGCUCUGCAGUCUGUUGUUGUAAUGGGAGAAAUUCGACUGAUGGCUUUAAUCGGACACCAGCAGGAAGGGAUCCUUUGAAUUAUAGCGGGGCAGUUCAGGCAGGAAGUUACCAUUACAGUGUGUGCUUGUCACCGGAAUCAUCGAAGAGUGACUUUCUGUUUCUAAAACCUUGUCAUCCUACGUUGCCUUUCAACGAUCGGAGUAUUCAUGACAGCAACAGAGUCACAAUGGGGAACAUUUGUGUGGAUGUAAUAGCAGUCAAAAAUCCAAUGUUCUGGGCACUUGGUUCGAAUCCCAUGGCGGGAGGACGCCUCAAUUUGACAAUGGCAACUACUCUGAUGAGCCGAGUGACCAUCAUUUUUUUGCUCUGCAUUUCUAACCUGGUUUCCGAACAACUUCGCUACUCGAUUCCCGAGGAAAUGGAACGUGGAACCUUUGUUGGCAACGCCGCUGAAGAUCUAGGAUUAAAGGUUUGGGAAUUAGCGAGUCGCAAAUUUCUUCUGAUUUCUGAUUACUCGAAGCAAUACGUGGAGAUAAAUGUAGAAAAUGGUUUCUUAUUUGUUAAUGAAAGAAUCGACAGAGAACAGCUUUGUAGCAAAACCGCGGCCUGUUCUCUUUCGUUCCAAAUCACGCUCGAGAAUCCUUUGGAAAUGUUUCCCGUGGAAGUGGAGAUACUAGACGUAAAUGAUAAUUUGCCCGUCUUUUCGAGGAAGGAAUUCUAUUUGCAAAUCAAUGAAUUAAAUGCGCCGGGCGCUCGUUUCCCUCUAGAGAGCGCGCGUGAUCUGGACGUGGGUACAAACACAAUCAACACAUACCAGAUCAAUCCGAACGAGCACUUUGAUAUUAAAGUACAGACAAGAAGAGGGGGAAAUAAAAAUGUCGAGCUGGUAUUAAAGAGGUCUUUGGACCGUGAAAAACAGUCAAUGUUUACUCUAGUAUUGACAGCCAUUGACGGUGGGAUUCCACAGAGAUCUGGCACAGCGCGGAUCAUCAUUAACGUCAUUGACACAAAUGAUAACGCACCGGUCUUCGAUCAUGAAACUUACAGGGCGACAGUGGUGGAAAAUAUUGCGAAUGGCUCUUUGGUGCUAAAGGUUCAUGCUGCUGAUAUAGAUGAAGGUACAAACGCUGAUGUGACUUAUUCUUUCACCAAUCAUGUUUCUCAAAAUAUUCUUGAGUUGUUCAAAUUGGACCCUAUGACUGGAGAGAUCAGAGUUCGAGGAGUACUGGAUUUUGAAGAAGCCAAUGUUUAUGAAUUUGACGUCCAAGCAAUGAACUCUGCUCCGUCUGAAUUGUCAGGUCUUGCAAAUAUUGUCAUUGAUGUACUUGACACUAACGACAAUAGUCCUGUGUUGCAAGUUACGGUGGUGUCCAGUGCUGUGCGGGAAGAUGCUUCUCCAGGGGUUGGUAUUGCUCUGAUCAGCGUAACGGAUCGCGAUUCUGGCGAAUAUGGGACAGUUCAGUGUCAGAUCCCAGACAGCAUUCCGUUCAAGAUUGAAAGAUCUUUGAAGGGCAACUACAAGUUGAUUACCAAUGGCUUUCUGGAUCAUGAGAUUACCCCACUGUACAACAUCUCCAUUUCAGCCUGGGACGGUGGAUUUCCUCCUCUUUCAACAAGUAAAUUCAUUGUGGUUUCAGUCAUUGAUGUCAAUGAUAAUGCACCAAGUUUUACACAAUCAUCAUAUAACGUGUAUCUGAUGGAGAAUAACGCACCCGGUGCAUCUAUAUUUGAUGUUAGUGCAAAUGAUGCUGAUUUAAAUCAGAAUGCGGAAAUUUCUUAUUCCAUUGUCGACAGUCAAGAAGAAAUACCUUCCUCUGCGUACUUUACGACUAACUCCAAAAAUGGGAACAUUUACGCGUUGCGUUCCUUCGACUAUGAGCAACAGAAACAUUUCCAGGUGAAAGUUCAAGCUCAGGAUGCUGGGUCGCCUCCACUGAGCAGCACUACCUUCGUGAACGUUAUUAUUUUGGAUCAAAAUGACAAUGCACCCAUUAUUGUUUCACCUUUAACAUGGAACAACUCAGCAACAGUGGAGGUUAUGCCACGCUCAACAUAUCCAGGAUAUCUGGUCACCAAAGUAAUUGCCACUGAUGAAGACUCUGGUCAGAACGCAAGGCUUUCCUAUGAGAUUUUGGAAGCCACUGAUCCUAGUCUGUUUACUGUUGGACUUAUUUCUGGAGAAAUUAGAGCAACGCGAGCCUUUAGUGAUCAAGAUAUCUUUGCCGUGCGUCUAGUCCUUUGCGUGAAGGACAAUGGACAGCCGAGCCUUUCCAGCAGCGCCACAUUAUCCUUUAUCGUAAUGUCCAAUGUUACUGAGAAAUCAUUUGAACAACGUGAUGAACCCAGACACUCGGAAUAUUUUUCAGGUAUAAAUAGUUAUCUAAUCAUAAUUUUCGGAUCCACUUCCUUUUUGUUUCUCAUAAUAAUAUUAUUUUUGCUCACCCUGAAGUGCAGACAAGAUAGAAAUACUGCUGAAACUUAUAGCUCUGCAGUCUGUUGUUGUAAUGGGAGAAAUUCGACUGAUGGCUUUAAUCGGACACCUACAGGAAGGGAUCCUUUGAAUUAUAGCGGGGCAGUUCAGACCGGAAGUUAUCAUUACAGUGUGUGCUUGUCACCGGAAUCAUCAAAGAGUGACUUUCUGUUUUUAAAACCUUGUCAUCCUACGUUGCCUUUCAACGAUCGGAGUGUUCGUGACAGCAACGCAAGAAACUAACUUCGACAACAAACUAUUCUUUCUGUUGCAGGAUUCUUACCAGAUUAUCCCUCCAACGUACCACCGUUGUGCGCAACACGCUCGAUGCUUUGUAUGGCUGUUUAAACUUUGAUGCGGGCUGACAGCAUAUCCUGCGAUAGUUCACAAUUACCCACCUUCAAAUGUUCGAGGGAUGUUUGCGCCAGCCUAUAAUUUAGAAGAUUCAAAUCACAAUCCAAAUCUUCUAAACGUAAAAUGCAAGCUGCAUGUCGCGUAUCGUUCAAACGGCAAGCUCUACUGUCCGUGAUGUCCAGCUCUUGAUAACAAAGAUACCUGGCACAAGUUAAAAACGAAAUCCUGUUACUGAUCUCAUGUAUAUCAAUCCGUUCCUCUGCCACUAUUUCAAAGAAUAGGGGAGUGUCCUUGUCAUUAUUCAUCACAGCAUCAAUAAAAUGCUGAUUAAUUAUCCUUUGCCACGUAGCAUUUUGUAGGAAUGUAGAAUCAGAGAACCGUAUUACAGAAGAUGCCAUUCAACCAUCGAGUCAACCCGCCAAAAAUACACUUUAUCUACACUCGCCCCACUUUUCAGCACAAGGCCCUUUCAAUGUUAUGAUGCUUCAAAUUUUCAUCCAAGUCCUCUUAAAUGUGACAUUACCGUCAAAAGUUAACCUUACAAGCAAUUGAUGUCAAAGUUCGUCACACCACCAUGUUAUUUUUAUUUGAAAGGUUCGGCCUGAGUCAAAAAGCUCUUUUAGGGACCCUGAAUCAGAGAAAUGUAUUGUGAAAUCACAAUUUCUUCUCUGCUUUAACUAUUCUUUUAUGUUAUCAAUUGGUUAAUGCUUUGGAUUUUAUUAUUAUUAUCUGGCUAAUGUUCACUUAUUAGUAAAAUAAUUUGAAAAUUAAUAUUGAGAAGGUGAAUGGUUCAUGUCCGCACCACAAGAAGCAUUAUUUUAGAGUUUACAACCACAGUGUCCCUUAUCUGUAAUGCAGAACGACCACCGUUUUGGAGAGAUGUUAAUUGUAUCUACCAAUAUCUUCCUGCUGGCUUAUGUUUGCUGCUGAUUCUUUCAGCAGGCAACUAUUUUGCUCUUCUGUUAAACGAACUGAAAAUGGAAGAACUGUUAUAUUGCUUACAGAGAGUCUGAACAAAU